This is a messenger RNA of Dictyostelium discoideum AX4, 2769 nucleotides long. RefSeq lists its product as hypothetical. The transcript has a single exon. Lineage: Eukaryota; Evosea; Eumycetozoa; Dictyosteliales; Dictyosteliaceae. The coding region runs from base 1 to 2769 and encodes 922 amino acids. Gene Ontology annotation, molecular function: nucleic acid binding; RNA binding. The record is from RefSeq and is a predicted model, not a curated record.
AUGAUUAUGGAUGAUAAUCAAGGCCAUAACAAUAGCAAUAAUAAUAAUAAUAAUAAUAAUAAUAAUAAUAAUAAUAAUAAUAAUAAUAAUAAUAAUAAUAAUAACAACAACAAUAAUAAUAAUAACAAUCAAAAUUAUAAUUUAAAUAAUUAUAAAAAUAGCUACAAUAAUUAUAAUAAUAAUAAUAAUAAUACAAAUGGAUUUAAAUAUCAACAACAAUCAACACAAUAUCACCACCAACAAAUUGAAGAUUUAUCAUUUGAAGAUUUAAUGUUUGGUGAGUCACCAUUAGAUAAACAAAAUGAUCCAUUAUAUGUUGACCAGGAUUCACCACAAAAAUAUGACCACAGAGUUAUAAGUGGUAUUAAUAAUAAUAAUAAUAAUAAUAAUAUUAAUAAUAAUUAUAAUAAUAAUAAUAAUAAUAAUAAUAAUUUAAUUGGUGGAUUAUCAAAUUCAAUGAUGUCAUCAUUAAAUAUGAUGAUGAUUGGUAGUGGUAGUGGGGCAAUGAUUGGAUCAGUUUAUGAUUCACCAAAUUUAAAAGGAAUUAAAGGUGUUUUAAAGAAAGAGAAAAGACCAAAAUCAGAUAAAUCAGAUAGACAUGCAGUGUUAAUUUCAACCAAAGGUGAUAAGAUUAAUUUAGCUAUUCUAUUGAAACAAUUGGAAGAAUGUGGAGCAGUUAGAGCACAUCAUUUCAGAGAGAGACAAACCUUUGGAUUCGUACAAUUUCUCGAUAGUGACAGUGCAGACAAUGCCAUCGAUCUAUUGAACAAUCAAGACAUCGAUGGUCAAAUCAUAACGGUAGAGCGUAUCAAAAGAAUUACACCAGGUAAGGAUCCAAGAAUUGCAAGUGUAGGAUCACCACAAUGCAGCUCCCUUCCAACCACACUACCAUCCAUGAUUGAAAAUAAACCAGACUCAACACUCGUUCUAAAGAAUUUACCAUUCAAUUUGAAACAAGUCCAACUCCAAGAGAUCUUGGAGGGCAUCAACCCAUCGGCACCACAAUCUGUAAAUUUCCACUAUGAUAACAUUGGCGUCUUUAGAGGUAUGGCCUUUGUAAAGUAUAGAUUGGUCGAAGACGCCGUCAAAGUAUUCGAUGCUCUAAAUGGUACCGAUGUACAUGGUCGUAGAGUACGUUUGGAGUACAAACGAAAGGUAUCCAAAUCUUCAGAGAUCCCUCAAGAGGUAUUGGAGGAUGAACAACUUCGUAGGGUUUGGGAGCAACUAAAAGAGUUUAAAGAUGACCCAUUGGCAACCGAAAUCACUUUCAACUCUUUUACUGGCGUUCAAAGAAUGUACAUUCAUAAUAUGGCUGAGAAAUUAAAGUUAUCUCAUACCUCUGUUGGUGAAGAACCAAAUAGGUCAAUCGUUGUAACAAAUAAAAAAUCUUUAAUGGGUACUCCAACUCAAGAUUCAAUUUUAUUAUCAUCUUCUCCUCAUCAAAUUGGUGUCACUCUCGGUAGUGGUAGUACUGGUAUACCUGCUACAACCCCCUCUUCAACUUUAAAUAAUAGUCUUGGUAUUUCAAAUCCUUCAAGUUUUAGUAGUAAUUCUUUUAAUAAUAAUAAUACAAAUAAUCUUAUAAAUUUAAGUAAUAAUAGUUUUAAUAACAAUAACAAUAGUAAUACUGGUAGUUUAUCAACUACUCCAACUUCAAUAGGUGUUGGUUUAAUUUCAUCAUCUUUAAGUCAAACUCAAAAUCAAACUCAAAAUCAAACUCAAAAUCAACAAAAUCAAAUUCAAAAUCAAACUCAAAAUCAACAAAAUCAAAAUAGUAUUAGUUUUAAUAGUACUAUAGGUUUUAAUAUAAACAGAGUAAAAUUAAGCGGUAAUAAUAACAAUAAUAAUAAUAGUAACGGCAAUAGUAGUGGUGUAGGCACAACAGUUUUAAAUAGUCAUAUUGGUUUCAAUGUUGUAAAUCCAAUUAAUGGAAUUGGCGCAAGUGUAAAUAAUAAUAACAAUAAUAAUAAUAAUGGUUCAACGACUCAAACCCCAAAUAACUCAUUAAAUAAUAGUAAUUUCAUGUCAUUUAGUAACAUUGGUGGUGAUUCUAAAUUUGGAUCAUCAUGGGAAAAAUCAUCACCAAUUAACCAACAACAACAGCAACCACCACAACAAACAGCAAGUUUUUUAACUAUCAAAGGAUUCCGAGAUAGAUCCUAUUCAGCAUCAGCUAUAUCAUCAGAUAUUGAUCUUUCAUCUCCCAAUUGGAGAAAUACAAAUUCAUCAACAGCAAAUUCAUUUGGUUUAAUUGGUUCAACUUCCAAUAGUAAUACUAGUAAUAUUACUAAUGGUUUUAAUAUUUCAAAUAAUAAUAAUAAUAAUAAUAAUAAUAAUAAUAAUAAUAAUAAUAAUAAUAAUAAUAAUAAUAAUAAUAAUAAUAAUAAUAAUAAUAACAACAACAAUAAUAAUAGUAAUAAUAUCAUUAUUAAUAGUAAAAAUAAUAAUUUUAAUAGUAAUAAUAUAUUAUCACCAACCCCUCCUUCAUCUUAUAACAGUCCAAUUACUAUUAGUAGUGGUAUUAAUGGUAACAAUAGUUUUAAUAAUAAUAAUAAUAAUAACAGUAGUGGUAUUUUCAUUCCAAAUUCAUCACCAAAUAAUAUAAUAAGUAAUAAUAGUAUUAAUUUUAGUGGAAAUAGUAAUAGUUUUAAUUCUCCAAUUUUACGUCAACCAAGAGGCCCAGAUGGAACAAAAGGAUUUUCUGAUAAUUAUCGCGCUACAAGAAAAUUGGGUCAAAGUCCUGCCUCUUCUUCACCAUUAAUUAACUGA